AUGGGAAAAGAAAUCAAAGAUAAGAAGAGAAAACAUGACGUUGAAGAUGUUGAAUUAUCUGAAAAGAAGAAAAAGAAGAAAUUAGAAAAGAAAGAAAAGAAGGAAAAGAAAGACAAGAAGGACAAGAAGGAUAAGAAGGAAAAGAAAGACAAGAAGGAUAAAAAGGAUAAAAAGGAAAAGAAGGAUAAACAUGCUCCAGAAGAAGAAGAAGAAGUUAAGAAUAGUAAUAAUAUUGAUAAUGAUUCAACAACUUAUGUUCAAUCAUCUGAAUUAACUUCAUUAUCACAAUCAGAAAUUGAUUCAUUUUUAACAACAAAUGAAAUUACUAUUGAAGAUCCAAAUAAUUUAAAUUUAAGACCAAUUUUAUCAUUUAAUCAAGUUAAAUUAUCAUCAAGUAUAAAUUCUAAAUUAAAUAAAUUUCCAAAACCAACUCCUAUUCAAUCCGUUUCUUGGCCAUUUUUAUUAUCUAAAAAAGAUGUUAUUGGAGUUGCUGAAACUGGAUCAGGUAAAACUUUUGCAUUUGGUGUACCAGCUAUAAAUUCAAUUAUUACUACAAAGAAUAAAAAUUUAUCAGUUUUAUGUAUUUCACCAACUAGAGAAUUAGCAUUACAAAUUUAUGAUAAUUUAAUUGAAUUAACUAAUGAUACUAAUGUUAAAUGUGUUGCUGUUUAUGGAGGUGUUUCAAAAGAUGAACAAAUUCAAAAGAUUAAAACUGCUAAUGUUGUAGUUGCAACCCCUGGUAGAUUAGUUGAUUUAAUUAAUGAUGGAGCAAUUAAUUUAUCAAAUAUUGAUUAUUUAGUAUUGGAUGAAGCUGAUAGAAUGUUGGAAAAAGGAUUUGAAGAAGAUAUUAAAAGAAUUAUUUCAAGUACAAAUGCAGAAGAUAGACAAACUUUAAUGUUUACUGCUACUUGGCCAAAAGAAGUUAGAGAAUUAGCUAAUAAUUUUAUGAAAUCUCCAAUUAAAGUUACUGUUGGUGAUAGAGAUGAAUUAAGUGCAAAUAAAAGAAUUACUCAAAUUGUUGAAGUUGUUAAUAAAUUUGAUAAAGAAAAAAAAUUAAUUAAUUUAUUACAUAAAUAUCAAGGUAAUAAUAAUGAUUCAGAAAAUAAAAUUUUAGUAUUUGCAUUAUAUAAAAAAGAAGCUUCAAGAAUUGAAAAUUUAUUGAAAAGAAAUCGUUUCCAAGUUGCUGCAAUUCAUGGAGAUUUAUCACAACAACAACGUACUCAAGCUUUAAAUUCUUUUAAAUCUGGUCAAUGUAAUUUAUUAUUAGCUACUGAUGUUGCAGCAAGAGGUUUAGAUAUUCCAAAUGUUAAAGUUGUUAUUAAUUUAACUUUCCCAUUAACUAUUGAAGAUUAUGUUCAUAGAAUUGGUCGUACUGGUAGAGCUGGUAAAACUGGUAUUGCUCAUACUUUAUUUACUGAAGAUGAAAAACAUUUAAGUGGUGCUUUAUGUAAUAUUUUAAGAGGUGCUAAUCAACCUGUUCCUGAUGAAUUAUUGAAAUUUGGUGGUCACACUAAAAAGAAAGCUCAUAGUGCUUAUGGUGCUUUCUUUAAAGAUGUUGAUAUGACUAAAACCGCCAAAAAGAUUAAAUUUGAUUAA
This is a messenger RNA of Candida tropicalis MYA-3404, 1596 nucleotides long. It is a transcript of the gene DBP3, whose product is annotated as RNA-dependent ATPase. Gene Ontology annotation, molecular function: RNA helicase activity; ATP binding; RNA binding. Gene Ontology annotation, biological process: rRNA processing. The transcript has a single exon. The coding region runs from base 1 to 1596 and encodes 531 amino acids. Gene Ontology annotation, cellular component: nucleolus. NCBI's taxonomy places the organism in Eukaryota, Fungi, Ascomycota, Pichiomycetes, Serinales, Debaryomycetaceae. The record is from RefSeq and is a predicted model, not a curated record.